Messenger RNA from Oppiella nova, 660 nucleotides. NCBI's taxonomy places the organism in Eukaryota, Metazoa, Arthropoda, Arachnida, Sarcoptiformes, Oppiidae. The record is from the annotation of a GenBank genome assembly.
AUCGCCUCCGAGUUGUUCACAGAUAUACUGCAAGUCAUCGACAGAUUGCAUACCCGGGCGCCCCCUAUAGUGCACCGCAAUAUAAACCCGCAGAAUAUUCUCGUUAAAUACGAUGAGAGCACCGGUAGUUUUGUGAAGUUAGGUGGGUUUGGUCUGGCGGUUGAGCACCGGGAUGUCGAUGACACGCAUACCCAGUGCGCGGGUGUCGACGCAUAUAUGGCCCCUGAGGUGAAAAGGGGUCGGCGUUAUAACCAGAAGUGCGAUAUGUAUAGUCUGGGCGUUUUGGCUCAGGAUCUGUUUAAUGUAGAUGUCAACCAAGUCUACGAAACUGACGACAAAUUGAACGCAAACUACGAGAAAAUCCGGAAACUGGUGUUACGUCUACUAAAUAACGUGAGUUUCGGUCGACCCUCGGCUCACGACCUACUCGUCAGGCGCCAGGAGUGGGCCCUCCCUUACGAUCAAAGCGAAGUUAACCAACAAAUACAAGCCUUCAAUGUAUUGACUCAAUUGGACCCACAAUUCACGCGACAAUUGCUGUCCAAUUGGCUCGAGUACAGCAGCAUUGGUGACGACAUACCGGCCUACCAUCGAUCAGCUACUGGAAACCUCAUGGGAAUAGGCCUUACCUUACGAUGCAAAACGGGACGAGAUCUGUGA